AUGAGCUUUAUUCUCAAGGUUUGUUGUUGCACAACAGAUGAAGAAGAAGAUGAGAGUUAUUUGAUCAGAAAUGAUGAGACCGAUGACAUCUUCAGAUCUGAGAGGUAAGUACACGAGUUCCAUUGAAAUUCUGAGAUAGUGCUGCGAUUUGUUUAUAAGAAUUGUAAUUCCAGUGUGAAUGUACCCACUCAAAAUUCGGCCGGGAACGGGGUUAGCGCUGGCAAUCGAUUAACGCCAACUUUUCCCGGAAACAACUCUGCCAGGUCUAGGGAGCAGAACGAAGCUGCCUUGAUCCAUCGUAUUUUGAAUACGGCACAGGAGGUAAGUCUUCGUUUAUUUAUUUUUAAUGUUCUAGAGAAUAAUUGAUGUGAAUUUGGAUGAUAAUGUUGGGGAAAUUGAUAUUACCCAACGAUCUAGAGCCUAUUCUGAAGCUGUGCGGAAACAUGAUGCUAAGAGGAAGAAGAAUGGAGGUAGGGGAGCUAUUAUUUUCAUUAAGUAUGCCUAAAAGUUAAUUUUUCGUCUAAUACGCUAUUAUCCCUUUGUUUUUAGAAGAGGCUGCACCUCUUGGUCAUAUUUUGUUAGACACCGGCAACCAGCCCAAAGCCUUUGUUAACCAUGUAACAGCCGUUGAUGUCCAACUCCUUAACCAUGUAUCAGAUAUCUUCUCCGAAGCUGUCCGUUCUGAUAUUGGUAUUCGUCCUGGCGAGCAAUUGGUGGUUUAUAUGGACCAAUUGGAUUCAUGA
Messenger RNA from Bursaphelenchus xylophilus (pine wood nematode), 743 nucleotides. The record is from the annotation of a GenBank genome assembly. NCBI's taxonomy places the organism in Eukaryota, Metazoa, Nematoda, Chromadorea, Rhabditida, Aphelenchoididae.